AUGAAGAACUCACAAGUUUCAAACAAAAACAAUCAGAACUCUUACAUGCCAUCAAACCUUUCAACCAGAUCAACAAUGACAUCUGGUAGUCAAGGCUUAUACAGCAGAGAAGGCAUACUCCAAAGAAAGUAAAAGCCUUCCACCAGUGUUAAGGACAAGAAUUUUACACUUCAAAAAAUUCAUGAGUACAGACGCAUUGCUUUCUUUGGUUCACCUGAUGAGAAGAAAGUCAUUCAGUAAUUAUCUUACUGUUUAUAAAUUAUCAGGCAAGAAUAUUAACAAGAUUGUGACUUUCUUUUGGGCAUCAAGAAGCAGAAGCAAUAGGAGUUUGAGAGAAGAGACCAACGUAUGACUACUUGCCGAAAUCAUUACUUUGACUAGGCCCAACGAAUGAGAGAAAUUCAAAAGAGAGAGUAAAUGAGGCUAAUUGCUUAGGAUAACUUGAUGAUGGCUGCGAAUAAGAAAAGAUAAAACAUUGAUACUCAUGUAAAGGACAAUAUAAGAGAUUAGCAAGCUAUUCAUGAUAAUAAAGUCAAGUACUCUGCCAUGAUUAGAUGA
Messenger RNA from Stylonychia lemnae, 558 nucleotides. The record is from the annotation of a GenBank genome assembly. Lineage: Eukaryota; Ciliophora; Spirotrichea; Sporadotrichida; Oxytrichidae.